Trifolium pratense (red clover) is the source of this 661-nucleotide messenger RNA. RefSeq names its product 40S ribosomal protein S10-3-like. The transcript is spliced from 4 exons. Gene Ontology annotation, cellular component: cytosolic small ribosomal subunit. The record is from RefSeq and is a predicted model, not a curated record. Gene Ontology annotation, molecular function: structural constituent of ribosome; RNA binding. NCBI's taxonomy places the organism in Eukaryota, Viridiplantae, Streptophyta, Magnoliopsida, Fabales, Fabaceae. The coding region runs from base 51 to 632 and encodes 193 amino acids.
AAGUGAAUUUUUUCGCCGCGCCUCCUCAUCCACACACACAACUUGUAACCAUGAUCAUUUCCGAGAAAAAUCGUAGAGAGAUCUCCAAAUACCUCUUCCAAGAGGGAGUUUGUUAUGCAAAGAAGGAUUACAAUCUUGCAAAGCAUCCAGAUAUUGAUGUACCAAAUCUGCAAGUGAUUAAGCUCAUGCAGAGCUUCAAAUCAAGGGAAUAUGUCAGGGAAACUUUUGCUUGGAUGCACUAUUACUGGUUUCUUACCAAUGAUGGAAUUGAGUUCCUUAGGACUUACCUCAAUCUUCCAUCUGAGAUUGUGCCAGCUACUUUGAAGAAACAGGCUAAGCCAGUUUUUGCAAGGCCAUUCGGCGGUGAUCGCCCUAGGGGUCCACCUAGAUUCGAGGGACAAAGGAGAUUUGGUGGUGACCAUGAUGGUUAUCGUGGAGGUCCUAGAGGACCUGGUGGUGAGUUUGGUGGAGAAAAGGGUGGAGCUCCAGCCGACUAUAGACCUUCUUUCGGGGUAAUCUUAUUCAAUGUAGUCAGGUUCGAGAUCCUACGUAGGAUCGGUAGGCUGGUUGAGAAUCGUAAGAUCGGGAUCGUAGCUCGAUUCGUAAGAUCCUACUCAAGGGUAAAAUUGUAACUUCACGUAUAUACAUAUAGACAUAAACA